Molecule: messenger RNA, 894 nt
Organism: Exophiala viscosa
Lineage: Eukaryota; Fungi; Ascomycota; Eurotiomycetes; Chaetothyriales; Herpotrichiellaceae
Exons: 1
Coding region: 1-894 (297 amino acids)
Biological process (GO): protein targeting to vacuole; protein targeting to membrane; ubiquitin-dependent protein catabolic process via the multivesicular body sorting pathway
Cellular component (GO): ESCRT I complex
Source: RefSeq, a predicted model, not a curated record
AUGUCUGAAUCCUUCUAUACCUCGACCUCGGCGUCAGGCGAUCCAACUGCAUCGCAUGCAUCUCCAGCACCCUCAUCUCCCAUAACAGCUGGCGCACCCCCACCCCCUCCGCCCAAGCCUCUAUCUCAGUUCAAUGACCAGAUUCAAAGCUCUGCUUCAAGUCGCUCGGGCACGCCAGGCCCCUCAUCCACAACUGCGCCGGCCCUUCCAGCCGUACCUGGACUAACAAACUCGCCGCGUCCACAGCCACCUCUUCCACCAGCCCAGUCUUACUCGACACCAGUUUCCCAGGUUCAAUAUCAGUCUCAGACAGUCCACAAUUCGAUCCCACCUCCUUCACUAUCUGACCGAUGGAUUCCGCCCGAGUUGCAGGACAAGCCAAUUAAUGAACUGCAUCCACUUGUCCACAAUACAUCUUUGCUCGCGUCCUUCGCGGCUAGUCAUCCUUCUUACUCUUCAGCGCUUGUUCCGCUGCAGUCUGCCGUCCAAGCCAAUAUCCAGCUUGCAGAACAAGUCUCGCGGGCAGAAAAUCAACUACAUCAAUUGAGAAAUGAGACGGCGCAGCUCUUGCUGAACCAUACGUCAUUGCAGACGCAGUGGAAAAGAAAACAGAGCGAGAUGGACGAUGCGCUGGCGCCCUGGGGACCCAGACAGAUGUAUCAGCGGCUGGUGUCGAGCAUCAACGAGCAGGAGGCCUUGCUAAGGGCCGUGCAGGAGAGCUUUCUGGAUGGUUCGGACAGAGAUGAUUCAUUCUACGGCGGUGGAAAUGGAAAGGCUAGUGAGAAAGACGUUUCAGAAUGGAUUCGAAGAAUCAAAGAGGGAACUACGACACUGGAGAAGAGGAAAGAGAUGAGGGCUCGAUGGGACGAAGGCAGAGUCGGUGGAUGGAGAUGA